GGUGUAAUCAUCCCACAACCGAGAUGAAAGCCCAUAGCUUAUAUAAGAAUAAUAGAGAAAGAAGAAUAGGAAAAUACCAUGAUGACAGAUCGUCAUGUGGUUAUGAUGAAUUAUUAAUAAUAAGGUUAUAAUAAAAAGAAGUACUUAUUCAUAUUUGUAAAAUAAGGAGAAAAGGCAUAUUUUGAAUAAUAGACAUUUAAUGUCGUUUCUCUUUAUUACAGGAGAAACUCAAUAUUGUCUUUAUUUUGGUGCCACCUAAACAAAUUUAUUGAAUAUAAUCUUAUAAAACGACAUUAUCGUCUUAACUAAUUCAAAAAGAUGGACAAACUAUGUUUCCAAUUUGUAGUCAAGGCUGGUGACGAUGCUAAAUCAAAUUUUAUAUUCCUAACAACAAUUACUACUCCUGAGGGCAAAGAAUACAGCAUGCCAGAUCAACACCAGCAAUUGAAGUUUCACAACGAAUUGGCAAAAACUCCAAUUUAUGCAAAAAUUAAAAAUUCGCUUCAAAGAAGACACCAAAUGAGGAAAGUCUGGAUAACUCUUACAAAAGAAUUAAGGGAAAUAUAUUUGGACGAGGAGAAUGUUCAAUUCAAAGAUUACCUUUUGGAGGAGACGAUACAAAGCGCACAGCCUACUGGAACUGGAAUUACGGAGGAUGUACUAAAAAGGGUCUUAUCAACACUCGAUAAAGGAAAAAGUGAAAUAAAUAAACCAUUUAAUUCAAAAAAAUUAGCAGAAAGAUUUGUCUUAGACAAAUUCGGAGGUAAGAGUGCUGAUGUAAUCCAGUGGAUAAAUACUUUUGAAAGUGAAUGUGAAAGAUUUGAAAUAAAUAAAGACGCGGACAGAAUUGAAAUUUUUAGGCUAUUCUUAGAGAGCUCAGGUUUAGACUGGUAUAGUUCAAUGCUCAUAAAAUUUACAUUAGACUCGAAAUGGAAAGAGUGGAGAGAUAACUUUUGUGAGACCUAUGCAAAUAAAGGUUGGUCCUCAGUUAAGUAUGCGAUUACUUUUAGGUAUGUAAAUGGUGCGCUACUAGACUAUGCAUUAAAGAAAGAAAGAUUUUUAUUAGAGCUAAAUAAAUCAAUGGAUAAACGCACUUUGCUAGACUUGAUCGUGGUAGGAUUGCCAGAGUUCAUAACAGACAGGAUUAAUAGGGACAGUUUAAAAAAUACAGAAGACCUCUUCACUGAAUUAAGAAGUCUCGAACACUUGAUCAAAAGGCGCACAAUAAAAGAAAAGAAAAAUAGUAACUAUAACGUAAAAGAACAAACAGUAAUGAAAAAACCUUGUGAAAUCUGCGAAAAACUUAACAAGAAAAACCGCUUCCACCCUGAAUCGUCAUGUUGGUUUAAAACAAAAAGUAAUGAAGACAGCAAAAAUGUAAAAUGUAUAAAUAAUUCAGAAUUGGAGUGUGAAUUAAUGCAUGAAAUUCCAAAAAACUAGAUCUUCCACCAUUGAUCAAAGUAAAAGUAUUACUCAAUGACACUAUAGAAGUUAAUGGAAUUUAUGAUCCAGGAUCGAAUGUGUCCCUGAUAAAUUCUAAAUUAUUAAAAUUGAAUAAAAAUGAGAUAAGUACUAAUGGAAAUGCGAAUUUAAAAACGAUCAAUGGUGUGAAAAAAACAGAUGGUUUAAUUUCUAUAAAAAUACAAAUUUUUAAUAUAGAAAAAAGUAUAUAUGUUUUUGUAAUAAACAGUGAGAAUUUCAAUUAUGAUUUUUUAAUCGGUUUAGAUUGUAUACAAAAAUUCAAAUUAAGCCAAAAUGAAAGAUUAGAAAUAAAACAAAUAUUGACUUCUGAUACAAUAGAUAAAAAACAAUUUGAAAAGCAUGCAAUUAAAGAAAAUAGAAGUAAUUAUACCAUAAACUUCAAUGAGCAUGUCAUUCAAAAAAAUUUUAAGAUAUCAAUAAAUCAUUUGAAAUAUGAAGAGAAAAUUGAAAUUGAUAAUUUAAUUGAAAUGUUUAAACCGAUUUUUGCAAAAGACAAAUAUGACAUAGGAAAAGUGAAGAAUUAUGAAGCUCACUUUGACCUUUUAAUUGAUAAAUAUCCAAGUAAAAGACCUUACCGAUGCACGAUUGAAGACAAAAAAGAAAUAGAAAAACAAAUAUCAAAACUAUUAGAAAGAAAUUUAAUUGAAGAAUCCUAUAGUCCUUUUGCUGCUCCAGUAACAUUGGCAUACAAGAGAGAAGAAAAUAAGAGAUCAAGGUUAUGCAUUGAUUUUCGUGAUUUAAAUAAAAUUGUUGUUCCUCAAUCACAGCCAUUUCCAUUGAUUGAAGAUCUCAUGGAAAAAACGAGAAACUGCAAAUACUUCUCUACACUUGAUAUAAACUCAGCAUUUUGGUCAAUUCCCUUAAAAAUCGAAGAUAGAAAGAAAACUGCGUUCGUGACUCAAGAAGGACAUUAUCAAUGGACUUGUCUACCUUUCGGAUUGAAAACCUCGCCAGCAAUUUUUCAAAGGAUACUAAGCAACAUUAUAAAGAAGAACAAACUCUCAGAUUUUACAGUCAAUUAUAUUGAUGAUAUUCUGAUUUUCUCUAAAACGUUUUCUGAACAUAUAGACCAUCUUAAGCAAUUAUUAGAAGCAAUAUUGAGAGAAGGAUUUAGACUAAAAUUUGCAAAGUGUACUUUCGCAGCAGACUCAGUAAGGUACUUAGGUCACAUAAUAAAUAAUAAUACGAUAAGGCCAAUAAAAGAUAACUUAAUAUCGAUAAGAAAUUUCCCUAUUCCAAAAACAAGAAAGAAUGUGCGACAGUUUUUAGGAAAAAUCAAUUUUUACAAUAAAUACGUAAAACACAAUGCAAUUAUCCUAGAUUCAUUGCAUAAUUUAUUAAGAAAGAACAAAGAAUUUAUUUGGACGAAAGAUUGUCAAGAUUCAUUUGAAAAAAUUAAAAAUCUACUUUGUUGUCAGCCGGUGUUGGGGAUAUAUGAUCCAGAAUUACCGAUACACAUAUACACAGAUGCUAGUUUAAAAGGAAUAGGAGCAAUUUUUAAACAGCCACAAAUAGAUGGAGAAGAAAAACCUAUAGCAUACUUUUCAAAAAAAUUAAACGAAACCCAAAA
This is a messenger RNA of Eupeodes corollae, 3052 nucleotides long. RefSeq lists its product as uncharacterized. Bases 319 to 1440 code for a protein of 373 amino acids. NCBI's taxonomy places the organism in Eukaryota, Metazoa, Arthropoda, Insecta, Diptera, Syrphidae. The transcript has 2 exons. The record is from RefSeq and is a predicted model, not a curated record.